AUGAGCCUGAACUGCCUCGCUUGCCACUCCCUGCAAAGAUCAGACUCGGAUAUAGAAAUGGGAAGCCGUAAAGAUUCAAACUUCAAAGAAAAUUUCGCAACUUCAAGGUAUGACAAGAUGGUAAGGAACAGAUCAUCGUUGCCCGUAGUGAGACGGGUCAAACAGGGUCAUCGCAGGCUUUACAGCGCGGAGAUCGUGGUCUAUGGUGAUCUGGAUGAGCCCAAGCUGGUCAGAAGCAGUGGGAUCAGAAGGGAUUGGAGCUUUGAGGAUCUAAAGAAACAAAGAGAGAUGAGAAUUGAAGAGACAAUAAAAGAAUAA
Molecule: messenger RNA, 318 nt
Organism: Arabis nemorensis
Lineage: Eukaryota; Viridiplantae; Streptophyta; Magnoliopsida; Brassicales; Brassicaceae
Source: the annotation of a GenBank genome assembly